Molecule: messenger RNA, 1590 nt
Organism: Drosophila pseudoobscura
Lineage: Eukaryota; Metazoa; Arthropoda; Insecta; Diptera; Drosophilidae
Product: fibrous sheath CABYR-binding protein
Exons: 2
Coding region: 243-1352 (369 amino acids)
Source: RefSeq, a predicted model, not a curated record
AGGAACGACAACGAACUCAUCUAGGGCAGCACUUUGUUGGCUUUACGUUACCGAUUGCAUUGCCAGUGUUUGCAGAGCUCUCCAGAGCUGGCGGAUAAAACGAUAUCGCUGAAGAUACUCGUGCAUAAACAUCCAGAUAAAGCUCCCUCCCGUGAGGUCAAGUGGGAGCUGUAUUUCGCGGAAACUGUAAUACCCCCUCAGAAUCAGACGAUCCGUGAAGCUACAACCGAUCACUAGCCACCAUGCAGACGAAGCAACUUCUCCUCUGGAUCGCACUGACGGUCCUCUUGCAUUGGACCGAGGCUCAGGAGGAUAAUAUCCAUGAACUUAGCGUGAACGCAGCCACAGAACAGACGCCUGAAAUGGAGGCAGGGACUACGUUGUCGGAACCAAAAGAACUGAAGUCAUCUGAAAUGCAGGAACAGAAUGAUAAAAACUCAACAGCAAACGAAAGCGGAGAUGACAAGCCAAAGGAAUCUUCAAUGGGUACAGCCGACAUGCCUUCAUCGGGGGAACAUUUAGAUCUGGGUCCACAAUCAGAAGCGGAUAAACAGCCGGAAUCGUCCAUGGGUUCUGCAGAUAUGCCAUCAUCAGGCGAACAGUUAGAUCUGGGUGGCCAAUCAGAAGCGGAUAAGGAAGAGCCACCAGCUGAGAAACCUCCAAUGGAUACAGAGGAUAUUCCUACUAAAGAGGAAGAAAAAGAUCCGGAUGAACCUUCAAAGGGAACAUUGGAUAUUCCUUUUGCAGGGGAACAAACAGAACCGCCAAUGGGAGAAUCAGAAAUUCCUGCCCAUCCAAAACCCGUAGAAUCAGAGCACACAGGAACAUCAACCGAAACAACCGAAUCAACUGAAAAUACCGAUAAGGAUAAGCCAGCAACAGAAACGGAAGCACCUCCGCACCCUCCUGCUGAGGAUUACCAAGACGAUGCACCGCAUGAGGAACCAACAGAGCCCGCUCCGGCAACCACCCAACCUACACCUGCGACCACCACACCCCCCCCAACCUCAGCUCUACCCGUACCACUAUUUCCAUCAAUAAGUUGCUUCAGCUGCAGCAACUGCAAGGAGAAGCCCAAGAAUCGAACAAAGUGCGCUUCGACUCCGGGAAAACGUAAUGGGUGCCUAACUUUCGUCAAGAAUGAUGAAAAGCUUGUGCUGCGUGGCUGCAUUUCCGAACUGGCGGAGAGUGGCCACAACUACUGCAAAUCGAAUGCGAAAGGCUGUGAAAUGUGCUACGAGAACGACUGUAAUGCCAAGGAGGUGACGCUGUCGAAUGCGGCAGCUGCUCCUCUGCUGGGCAGUGCCCUUAUCUGGGGAAUUUGUAUACUUAGGUGUCUGGUGACGAUGUAGGAACCCCUCGACUCUGAGUCAUGACCGUUUUAAAAUUCUAUUGAAAUCGAUAAAUAUGAUAAGGGAGGAGAGAUACGCCAUGCACAUUUAAAUCAAUUUCGUUCGUGAAAAGCUUGGUGGAGUAUUUGAUUCAUUUUAAGCAUUACCGGGUAUACUUUUAGAAAAGUUUAUUUCAAAAAUUGUUAAGUAAAUGAUUAAUAAAUGUACAUAAUGCAGCAAAAUGAGAAACAUGAAUGAA